UCAAAAUGGCGGAAAAGUUGGAUCCAGAGAACAUACUGUUAAUCACAGACUCGUACAAAGUCUCUCAUCAUAAGCAGUAUCCAUCAGGUACGACCAUAGUAUUCUCAUAUUUUGAAAGCAGAGGAGGAAAGUUUCCAGAAGUGUGUUUCUUCGGCUUGCAAUACUUGAUAAAGAGAUGGCUAGAGGGUCAAGUGGUAACAGCAGAAAAAAUUCAGCAGGCAACAGAAUUCUACAAGUUACAUUUUGGUUACGAUCUAUUCAAUGAAGAAGGUUGGAAGUACAUCUUGGAAAAGCAUGGAGGAAAGCUACCUCUCAGAAUAAGAGCUGUACCUGAAGGUUCAGUGGUUCCUGUUAAAAAUGUUUUGUUUACAGUUCAAAACACAGAUCCCAAUUGUCCCUGGCUCACAAACUGGGUUGAGACACUUCUUGUUCAGUGCUGGUAUCCCAUGACAGUUGCCACAAACUCAAGAGCCCAGAAACAGAUCAUAGCUGAAUACCUUCUUGAAACAGCAGACAAUUUGGAUGGACUCCCAUUUAAACUGCAUGAUUUUGGUUUCCGUGGCAGCACAUCUGUUGAGUCAGCAUCCCUUGGUGGUGCAGCUCAUCUUGUAAACUUCUGUGGAACUGAUACAGUGGCUGGCAUGGUUCUAGCCAGGAAUUAUUAUGGCUGUGAAAUUGCUGGUUUUUCAAUCCCAGCAGCUGAACACAGUACAAUUACAACUUGGGGGAAAGAAGGAGAGAAAGAGGCUUUUAGGAACAUGUUGGAACAGUUUCCAACUGGAUUAGUUGCUUGUGUCAGUGAUAGCUAUAACAUUUGGGAGGCUUGUGAAAAAUACUGGGGAGAAGACUUGAAAGAUCUUGUUGUAGAUCGGGGAACAAACAAAAAGGGUGUGCUCGUCAUUCGUCCAGAUUCAGGAAACCCUGCAGAAGUGGUGGUCAAGAUAUUGAAUAUUUUGUAUAGAAAAUUUGGAGGGGAGAAAAAUUCUAAAGGCUUCCACUUACUACCACCUUACCUUAGAAUAAUCCAGGGUGAUGGCAUCAGCUAUGAAACCCUGUCUGAAAUUUUGGAAAACAUGAAGAAGCACAAAUGGAGCGCUGAUAACAUCGCAUUUGGAAGCGGAGGUGCUUUGUUACAGAAAUUGGAUCGUGACACUCAGAAAUGUGCCUACAAGUGUUGCUUUGCAGUUAUUAACGAAAAACCGGUGAACGUGUAUAAGCAACCCAUCACUGAUUCUACUAAGCAUUCAAAGAAAGGGUUGUUGUCGCUCGAACUGGAUGACACAGGAAAAUUCGUAACGGUUGAGGAAGGAAAAGGAAAUGCAGACAAGGAUCUUCUCGAGACUGUUUUUGAAAACGGUGUCCUUGUGAAGGAGUAUACUUUUGCACAAGUCAGAGAGAAUGCUGAGAUCCCUUUGGUAAAAGAAGCAAAGAAAAACAAAGAAAAGAUGUAGUACUUGUUUGCAUUCGUGUAAAUUUAAUUUUCUAUUUGUUGUCUCUUCACUCAUAGCAUGCACUUGUUUAGCUGGAGAACUCAGAUCUGUUAAUGAAAGCCAGCUUGACUGGUCUAAGAAUUGUAUGAUAAGAUUGGUAGAAUGUGCGAUCACACUUUUGUUUAGAGUACUGUUUUGACUGAGGAGAAACUUAAUAACUUACAAGACGUAUCCUUCUGUAUUCCACUUGAAAUGGUAAGCGUAAGAGGCUAUCGGCGGUAACUAUGCAGUCAGGUGAAUUUAGCAAGAUCUCAAAAAACGGUGACAGUAGUUCUCACACCGUAAGAGUUUCCCUCCUCGCUGUGUAAGCUUGAAGGAACGAGCAACUCUGGAGGGUACGUGGAGGGAAUGAAAAUUGUAAUUUUUUUGUGUCUGGUGUGAGUUGCUGGUUCCCUUUCCCUAUUUUUCCUGGUGUUUAUUACACUGCACAUGCGGUUUGACACCAUCUCGCAGUGUGGGAGGAGGGAGAGAUCUCUUUUUAAUUGAGGGUAGAGUGUAGUCCGUACUGAUGGGAAGACUCGAAAAGACGCAGGUGAUAGCACUUUGUGAAUCAGGACACUGUACCAGGUAAGAGGAUAGUUAUUAUACCUUAAUCUUGAUUGGUAGGUCAGACCAUGUGGUAUCCAUAGAUAUCCAGUGAAUGAAGCGCUUGAGUUGUUCACUUCCUGAAAAAUUACUUGGGGAUGAGUUUGAUUCGCUUUGUCUGCUGUGCGUUUAGAACUUUAAACUAUUUGUGUACGUAGCUUUUAAAAUUUUAAAAUUUGGGAAUCAUUUAUAAGCAGUUCAUAAGCACCGAAUCAUUUCGUUUAGAAUGGUAGUGUUUAUUCUACAAAACUUAGCACAGCAAUAGUGCGAAAACAUAUUUCAUACCAGUACGAAUGUCAAGUAUCUUACAAAUACAUAGAGAGAAAGUGUGCGAACAGUUUACAUAACACAUGAAAGGGGAUUUGGCGUAAAAGAGAGAACGCUGACCACAAGGAAAGCUUUCGUUAACUUACAGGCAGAGCUGAUCAAGUGAUAGCUUGUAAAUAAAGGUGUUUUAUCUGCAGGCUUGUCAUUUAGAGGCCUCUUUCCUGUUUUUUAGUAACGCAUAUAAAUCACCUUCGUGUCUUGAAGUUUCUUAAUGAGAAGAACUUUGAAAGUAAAAUGAUGAAAAUUGUAUCGUUGCGUUUGGUGAUAAUUUUCUGAGGUCAGGAAAAGUAGACUCUAUGAGUUUUCCAAAUUGUUGUCCCAAGAAGGCUGCCUUAGACCUUUGAGAUAUUUAUGGAGCUUUUUUUUCCUCCCUAUGGUGGAGGUUCUUUUGGCAUCUUGCACAUAAGUGAACAUCUAAAUAUUACAACCGCAGAGUAUUUAAUUUGAGUUUAUCCGUGUUAUUAAGAUAGGUGAACGUCAACAUAUUUUUAGAAAAAUUGCAAUUUCCACUAGAGUGUUUAAAUCUAUGGCGGCAUUUUCAUAAUACUUGGGUAGUAAUUGUAGUCGGUGUAAUGAGCCAAUCAGAAUUCAAAGAUUUUCAAUCGCGUUUAGCCGUGGGAAAGUAGCGAAACGUAGAUCACAAUUGUUUGAGUUUUGUAACAGAGCGGUCAAACGACCGCGCAUGCACGAGCGUUGCGCUCUAAAGGGCGUGCUUAAAUAAGCUUUGUGUUCGGAAAGUCGAGUUUUCCUUUUUCCUUCAUUUGUUCCCUUUUAAAAUUUCCAUGAACGUUUCCAUUUUCUUUAGCUUAUUUUGCGAGACAACGGUUGUUUCUUAUGUCUUUCUAUGAAAUUUUGCGCGAAAAAUUGGCGCGUGGACCGCCAAAAUUGAUUCCCUUGCGCAUGCACGACGUUUGACCGCUUUGUUGGGUUUUUCAUAUGAUUGGACGAGGAUAAGACAGCGUUGUUCAGGUUGGCUCGUUCCCAUUCCCUCCCUGUUUUCUUUUUACUGUUAACUCUUAAACUCGACCUUUAAUACUCUUCUUAUAGAUGUGAAAUUUUUUAUAGAUAGCAAUGUCAACAUUAUAUAGUCUAAUGGUGUUUAUUUCCUUAGGAGUGAGUGAUACUAAAAAAAAAACGCAUUUGAUAUUUAUAUUCCGUAGGUGUAAGAAUUAUGAUGUCAAUAAACUCUUUAAAUUUAA
Pocillopora verrucosa is the source of this 3601-nucleotide messenger RNA. RefSeq names its product nicotinamide phosphoribosyltransferase-like. Gene Ontology annotation, biological process: NAD+ biosynthetic process. Gene Ontology annotation, molecular function: nicotinamide phosphoribosyltransferase activity. NCBI's taxonomy places the organism in Eukaryota, Metazoa, Cnidaria, Anthozoa, Scleractinia, Pocilloporidae. The record is from RefSeq and is a predicted model, not a curated record.